UUGCCGUUUCAGGGUGAAACAUCCAAGUGCCUCGAAGAACUAUCCAACGUCAAUGGCAAUGGCACAACUGAAGACGAUACAAUUAUCAUUGCCGACGCGAUCGUAACUUGCCAUAUCAAAGAGGGUAACAGCGACAAGGCAGUGGAAUACCUGAACACAUUGUUGAAAACUUCUUCAGAGAGAACGCAAGAGAAAGUGUUUGGUCACGCAUGUUUCCUGCUAGCCCGCGAACAAAUUCGGAACGGACACCGCAUAAGCGCUGCACGAUUAGCCAAACGCAUUCUUCGUCUAGCCAAGGCUGCCUCGGACCAUUAUCUCGAAAGAUCCGGUCUUCAACUGCUAGCCACCAUCUACGAAAAACAGCAUGACCCAAAAUCGACCAGGGCCUUGCUCAAGAAGUUCUUAGAUGUUCCUGGAGCGACAGUACAAGAACAAGUGCGUGCCUUGCUUCAGCUGGCAGCUCUAGCCCCAGAAACUGGUGAUGAUGCGCUGAAGUACCUCAAUGAGGCACUGGAUCAGGCAAAGAGGUCUGGAAACAUCGACGUCAUUGUAACAGCUCAGUCAGCGAUGCUUCGAUAUUAUAUGUGCUUUACACCUGACAAUGAGCUUUGUCUGAGCGAGCUUUUAUCAGAGCAGAGAAAUCUGCUCAAAGAAGAUAUUGGUAAGUUUCUAGCAUUUAGGCGCAUUCAGAGAUCAUCUGGCUAA
Molecule: messenger RNA, 705 nt
Organism: Cylicostephanus goldi
Lineage: Eukaryota; Metazoa; Nematoda; Chromadorea; Rhabditida; Strongylidae
Source: the annotation of a GenBank genome assembly